UGUUAUAAAAGUAGUUCCAGGAAGGAAACUAUUAAAAGAUGUGGUGUAAACAGUAAGAAAUUGACACUGUUGUGGUCUUACGUGCGCGUAUUUGGUAUACCACGUCGUGUAUUUGUGAAAGGACACUGUAGUUUUGUGUUAGAUCAUAUUGUCUGGAGAACUAUUUCCUGUGACGUCAAUGACGCGUAUUGGUUCUGUGUAGUUAGCCAAUGUUUUUAUCUGUCAAGUGAUGAGAAGAAAGGUUAGACAGACUUCGAGAGGACAAAUGUCGUUAAAUUUGGUGUUGUGAAUUGAAGUUCAGUCACAAUGGGAAACUGUCUAAAAACACCGAAUAACGAUGACAUUUCUUUGUUGAGAGGAAGUGACAGUCAAGAUGGCUCAGAGCAGUUGGGUCCCCCUCCACCCUAUCAGGAGAGUAUACCAGUAUAUCAUCCCUCUCCCAAUGUUAGCCGACCAGCGAACCUACUUACAGAAGAAGAGCAGAUUAAAAUUGCCCAACGUUUAGGCCUGAUACAGCAUUUACCCACUGGGGUGUACGAUGGAAGUAAAAAGAGCAGAGAGUGCGUGAUAUGCAUGGGUGAGUUCAUCAUCGGGGACUAUUUGCGCUACCUGCCCUGUAUGCAUACAUAUCACAGAGAGUGUAUUGAUGACUGGUUAAUGCGAUCCUUCACCUGUCCAUCAUGUAUGGAGCCUGUGGAUGCUGCCUUACUGUCCACCUAUGAAGCCAACUGACCACAUCACUUCAUGUCGUAGCCAAAUUACACCCACCUGCCACAUGCCAUGUGAAGUACUCCUUACACUGUACCUCAGCCUGAGGAUGGAGGCGGCAUGGUGGGGAGGAUACGACAGCUGCAUGGACAGCACACUAUACAUGUGACAUAGCUCCAGGAAAAAGGGAUCUGCUACAAUUAAAUACAAAUGUGAAUAAGCCAUAAGGUUUGUGAUAUCAACUGUGCUUCAGAGACUGUGCUUUUAUGGCUGAACUAUACAGAACAUUGUGUAUCAGAUCUACUUUCAAUUAUGUUAUCAUUUGGUGGGGAUGGUUGAUUGGAUCACCUGUCUUGUUAAGGACAUAUUUCACACCUGCGCACUUUUCCUUUACUCAGUCACACCUGUUAAAAUGUCCCUCUUCUCGCGUACACAUCAUGUCGGCUGACAGGAGUUUUAGUCAGGAUGUCUCCUUUGUCAGCUUUAACCUUACACUGCAGUACUUACAUGUAGGUGCCUUCACUGUAGCAUCACUCUUUUGAUACAAUGUGUGUUGUUUAUUGAUACAUGUGAGUGUUUGCAUACAGAACUACAUGUGCAUGUAAGUGUUACACUUGACGUUGGGUCAAAACUUUGUAAUAUUUCAGAAUUAGUUCAUAGAUGUUUAUAUACAUGCAUUUUACCUGUAUCUUAAUUAAGAUAUAGAUAUAAUUAAUUAGAUAUAAUUAAGAUAUAAUUCUAGACAGGUUUCUAACAGAGUUACAUUUAUAAUCCUGUGUAGUGCUUAUUCACUAGUGCUUCAGCAAUGACAGGCUGCAUGUCUCUUGAGUUGAAUUGCAUUUCACCAGCGACAGUUGAGUAAGGAUACAAAAAUGCAAGUUUUACAUCAUUUCACUGUCCUCCACAAAUAUCUCAUUUGACUUGCUUCUUGGACUUCACAUACAUAAUUAGAAUAUUUGAUACUAAGACCUAAUUGUUCACAUCCAUGUGACAAAUUGAAUCUAUGUCCAGGAAUGAAUGUGACUUUUCCCAAGGUAGGUUUAUCAUUGCAGUUGUUCUCACCUUUCUAAAGCCACACAUGCAUUUACUUGUAGAGCAGUCUAAAAGUGUCUCUAAUUGGUAGGAUUGGGUGUGACCAAAAGGUUAUUAAUGUAAAACCUUCUGCUGUCAAUACACUCAAGGAUAAUGGCCAUGCGACAGUCAGGAGACAAGUAGUAUGUGCAAAUCUGUGUGAAUACACCCUUGAUGAACUGAAUGAGUAGGAUUACAUUCUACACAAAUGUUAUUGAAGCUCAUUCAUAAUUCUUUUGACCUGGAAAACAAGGCAAUUUCAUUGGCUCAAGGCUUUUUUCAGUCCUAGAAAGUGGAGGAAUUUGGUUCAUGACUUUCUUUUAGACUGGAAAGCCAUGAUUUGAUAUUCAUCCCCAAGAUGGUGUCUUCAGGUGGUUUUAUGAUAUGUGUUUUCAUGUUGAACUUAGAAAAGCAUUUUAAAUUGUACCAAAUCACCUGUGUUUGUUUGUACUUGUGAAAACAGACAAGUACCCCCCCCUCUUUAUUAAUAGAAUAGUGUGUUCCCUAACACAUGUAAAUCUACAUACAUGUGUUAUUCUCAAUGCUCAUGUAUUUGUGUUAACUAUAAAUAUGUCAGUUUAGAUAACAUUAUGAAAUAUGUGAUGUCACAACAUGCCAAAACUUUGCAUUUAUUGAAAACCAAAUCAGGACUCCUAUAUAUGGAAAAGUCUAUGUGAAAUGUAAUGGAAGUUCAGAAGUAUUUAUAGCUAAAAUAGUUGAUACAAUUUUGUGCCAUAUGAUUCUGGCUGGCAUUUGUGGUAUUUGGAUGACUGCAAAGCUUCACACACCUACCCUCCUCUAAAGUAAAGGUGAAAAUGUAAUGUCUACCUGUAAAUUAACUAAACACAAACAUUAACUCUAUGCUUCUGGUAUUAUAAUUGCAAGUAUCGGUAAUUAUCAAUAUGGAUGUUCCAGAAUUAAUAGAAGCAUGUGUUCAGGGCACCAUUCUGUUAUGGGUGAAGAUAACAGUGUAGGUACAACUAGGCUCAUGACUUGUUUUGGAGAAUUGUGAAAUGAUACAUGUAUUAGCUUAGCAAUUCAAAUAGAUUUGUUGAAAGAUUAGGGGAUUGUUCAAAAGGAGGAAGGAAAAAACAUGCAGUGAUAAAUGGGCGAAUGUUGAAAUUCCCAGCCAUUUUUAUCAACAAUCCAAAUACUAAUGUGCUUUCUGAAAUUCAUAAUGCUCUAGUACUAAGCAGUAUCUACAUGUAAGUUAUGGUGUAUUUAUAAACAUAGGUUUAAUAUAAGCUAUUUAAACAGAAUUGUCCAUAUUUGAUAUAAAGAGUAGAAGUUUACCCUGGUGAAAAGUACUCUGUGCUUAAUUUAAUACAUGUAGCUUUUGUUAUUAUUCCUGUGUUCAGAGUACUGAUAUUGAAUGCAGAAAAUGUACCAUUUUCUGUUUCCAUGUACAUUAUAUUUAUUCAACAUUGUAUGUAAAAAAAAAAAAUGUAUUCAAGGAAGUAUGUGAUAUAAAUGAGCCCAGGUAAUUGAGCAGGAAGCUGAGUUUUUACACAUCUGUUUCCUGGUUCAUAAAUGGAUAUUUACAGUUCCUGCAGGCUAAAUCACUUCUGUAUAGUAAAAUCUGAUAGACUGUAUUUUCCCUAAAGUUUAGAAUGUAAAAAUGCACUUCCAGAAGCGCAUGAAGACAUAAAAAUGAUACAAAACUUUAAGUUUUUGUGAUGAGCAAAUUAAUCAGCCUUCACACAAAAAAAAAUAAUAAGUGGCCCUAGAUUUGUCACUUGAGAACAGCUAAACUUUAGGUGAAAGACAAUAUCUACAGACCGUGCUAUCCUAGCUCCAGGCUUGUCAUAUUACACAUGUGGUAUUGGGGAUUCUGCAUUGUAUAUAGUGUAUAUAAAUGUAAAUGAAUGUGUCAUGUGAUGUGAAAUGCUUUAAACUCACAGAUCCUUAGUUUACAGGAGUGUAGCAAGACCAUGAGCUUGGAUGUGAUAAAGUGUACAAAUUAUCUCCCCUGAUUUAUGUUUAUUCGAUUUACAUUCAAGCUUUUAUGCCAUUUACUACUCUUUUUUUUGUUGUUACCAGUGCUCUCACCGUGGUGUAGUUGAAUAAACACACUCACAGCCAAAUUGAAGUUGUAUUGGUUAAAAAGUCAUUCUUAGUUUGCUAAUUAUUUAAGGUUAAAUUUUGGUUGUAUUCUCAGCUAUACGUACAUGUACCUAAAAAAUUCAUUGUUGGGUGUAACAUUCCUGAUCAAGCCAGUAAAACUAGACUAGGUUGGCGGGAACAUUUUUUUUGGUAUUACGGUGAAAAAUAUUCAGACUUAAAAAAGAUUAACAUUGCGAUAUGAUUAAAAAAGGAUAAUAGAAAAAAUCCAGUAGAAACUUGGAACCUUGUUUAGACGGUUUCGGACCGAGAAGCAUAUAUAUAUUUUUUUUAAUGAUGGCCCAAGUUGAUCUGUAACUCUGGGUUGUCCAAUAGAAUCAGGCCAGAUUUUUGAAUCAUAGUCCUAUAACUGAUGUAAAAACCCCUAACAUACAUGCAUUGACAUUUGUGAAACCUGUAUGUCUCCUGUCCUAUAUGUCAGGUGCGUCUUCAUCUGAGGUGUGUAUCUACCUGUGCGUGUUUUGUGUGACAUCUGUGAACAGUUUCUGGAGUGUGUACAGGAUGACCUGGUCACAUGGUACAAGCACUGUGUGGUCACCUGGCUGGUUCACGCCAUCCCCUGUCUGUCAGCCCAUGGCCAUGCACCAGGAAGUUCUCUCUUAACCACAUUAUGUGUGUCAGUCAUGAGAUUAUAGCCCGGGAAAAGCUGCUUUGUUCAUUUGCUGCAACAGGUUAAAAUAGACAUAGCAGUUGCCAUGGUGACCUAAUCUGUUUUGUCUCAUUGGGUUUGUUUUAGGGUCUGUUAACUGAACUAGAUCUCUUACAUGUAUCUCAACUGCAUGACUUUAAAGCAUGAUAAGGCAGUUUUCGUGUUUUGUCAUGGACACAAUACAUCGGCGAUUGUAGGCUUCCUGAUCAUGUGUCAUUUUCAAGGUAGAUGUGUAAUAAGUGUGGAGAAUGUCUUUAGAUGAUGAUUAUGGCACAUUUUAAGUAAGUUACCCAUGCAUGCAAAGUCAGCCGUGCUUUGUACAGGUGUAAUAUGUUAACCCUACUCUUUAAUAUUAAUAUAUGGAUCAUAACAUGUUUUAGGCAUUGUUGUUGAACACCACACAGUCAGGUAGACUUCAGUUUUCAUCUUGUUCCCCAUUUUCCUGUUGACGAGUGCCACACAAUUUGUCCAAGUAACAGCCAGUUACAGCGGACUCAAGUAGCCCUAAAGUGUUUCAGAAUGCUUUCACUUC
Molecule: messenger RNA, 5081 nt
Organism: Liolophura sinensis
Lineage: Eukaryota; Metazoa; Mollusca; Polyplacophora; Chitonida; Chitonidae
Product: RING finger protein 11-like
Exons: 3
Coding region: 307-732 (141 amino acids)
Biological process (GO): ubiquitin-dependent protein catabolic process
Cellular component (GO): ubiquitin ligase complex
Molecular function (GO): ubiquitin protein ligase activity
Source: RefSeq, a predicted model, not a curated record